CAACUUUCUGUUCGAAUAUGAAAUUGAACCAAAACUAACAAAAGUAGGUAUUUACUAUCUAACUAAAUUUUUCACGUACAAUAAUUUAUCACGUCAGUAAACCAAUCAAACCAUAACUCAAAAAAUAAUCAUACUGGUAACUCGAGGGAUCAAAAGACAUCUACCUGCUUACUGAAACCAAAGUGGCUAUGGUUUUGUUGUCAAACAAAAAUGUCAAACAUGAAGAAAAUCCAAAAUGAUUUGCUAUUGAAAUAGAAAAUAACCUGAUAUUUAGAAGUUUUCUUCAUUGAAUAAAGCUAGCCAGGGUUACAGAAAAGAUAUUAAAGAAGAUAAUAGCUUGAUACGGCUAUAAAGGGAUAUAAAAUAUUUUUCUCACAAGUUUCUAAUUACUUUUAUACUGGCGUCAGAAAAUUAUUCCAAGUUUUAACGUUUACAGAAAAUGCUAGACGGGUGGUACUGCCGCUCUAUAGCAAAUAUGCAAGCCAAUGAGGCUAGUGUGAGCAAUAAUGCGCCACCGGAGCCCCCACAGGCGCGUGACUCACACAAAGAGUAUUCUUCGGACAGUAGUAGUGAUCCUGAACCCGAACCUAACUACAGGGCACAGUACAUGGCACUGAAGAAGAAGCUCAAGUAUCUCAUUUAUGAAAAUGAAUGCUUCCAAGAUGCUCUGAGAUGUAGUCAAAAAAGAUUGCUGAAAGUAUCAAGAGACCGCACCUUUCUGCUGGACCGUUUAUUGCAACAUGAGAAGCCAGACAGCACCACAUCUGAGAGUGAAGACACUGAGUCGUCAGAUGACCCGGAGUAUUAUCGCAAUGAUGUCAAAAGAAAGAAAAUGGAAGCUAGUGCAGCCAAUCAGAACGUAUCUACAAGCUCAUCAGUCAAAGGGGCAAGUACAAUAAAAAGGAAAAGGGCAACAGUGCCUAAGAAACCUCCUAAUGCUAAUCAUCUUCAUCAGUCUACAAGUUCUAUGCUGUCUAAAGUUUCUCCGGCUUUGGGUUUCGGCCUAUCGGCUGGUGAUGGCCACAUGACUCCCGAAGAAGUGGAGCGACACUUACAAUCUCGGCAGACGUACAUGGAACUGUUACCAGAGCGGGCUCCACCCACGGUUCCAACAGAAAUGUUCAGUAACGACCCUUCACUUGACAGUGAAUCGAACGACGUUUUAGAGAAUUCGCCGAAUGUCGAGGAAUGGUUCGAUUAAUACAAAAGUUUAUGUAAUUUUAAGUAUUAAGUAGUUACAUAAGUCCAGACAUGAUUAUUUUUGACAUUCAAAACUUUGAAAUGUUUUCUAAUUAAUAAAUAAAAAUGCACAAAUA
This is a messenger RNA of Spodoptera litura, 1316 nucleotides long. RefSeq lists its product as uncharacterized. NCBI's taxonomy places the organism in Eukaryota, Metazoa, Arthropoda, Insecta, Lepidoptera, Noctuidae. Gene Ontology annotation, biological process: chromatin remodeling. Gene Ontology annotation, cellular component: Ino80 complex; nucleus. The record is from RefSeq and is a predicted model, not a curated record.